CCCUGCUCGCCUUUGUCACCCAGCGCCAACACGGGUGCUGUCACAGGCCAUCCAUCAGCCGUUCGGUGCUGGACUCUCGCCGCUGAUGAGAUUAACGCCGCGGUGACGAGCCGAGCACGUUGACCGCGCGCCUGACCCGCCUCAUUGCCCAGGUAGCGAACUGAGGGGGCGGGCCUACGGACGUGACGUUACAUACGAAGAUGAGCUUUAUCCAAUAAACGCAACACGUUUAGUUUGGCUUGUAGAUUAUCCUCGAAGCAUCGCUAUGGCUGCUGGUGGCUCAACUUGGGCAAAUUAAGUCCAAAAAAGCGACCUAGACAUCCUCAAGUAUGGAUCCAACUUUCAUCUUGUCAGCCGUCAUCUUCACGCUGCUAGCCCUGGUAGUCGCGACGUCGCUGCUGAACGGCUCCCAAGACCCGCUGAACGGCAGGAGUUACCCUGUACCCGGCGAGCCGGCGGCCAAGCAGAACGGCCACGUACCGGACACGAAGCAGAGCAAGAAGAAGGCGGUGGACGACUGGUGCGAACUGAGCGGCAGCUCCCACGACCACUGGGACGUGGUGAAGUCUGUGCAGUCAGAGGAGGCGCCGCCCGUCCCCGCCAGUGAGCAGCCGGCGCCCGAGCGCUCCUCCUCAUCGGCGUCCAGCCUGUCCGUCCCCAGGCCCGACUCCCGGCACACGAGCUUUGACUCGUCGUCCGAGGCCUCGUUGGGGCGCGGGCGCCGCUCCUUCAUCGGGCUCUCUGAUCAGGAGCUCCUAAAGUGUGCUUUCUCUCACUCCCAGACCGAAGGAGCCGCAGAGAGCCCGGAGGUGAUCGCAGACAAGACGGACUGCAAUACGAACAAUUCCUUCCAGUACGUCCCAGGAAAGUCGCGAUCCCACCAUAUGGAGAUGAUGAUGUCCAAAGAGGAACUGGAGGAGGAGCAGAGGGUGCAACGGGAGCAGUUGGCCGCCAUCUUCCAGCUGCUGAGAGACAACACGGAGACGUUCGGGGAGGUCUCGGAGGGAGACAUGGAGGAGCAGCUACGUCUCUACUCCAUCUGAGACCCCCGCCGGGAACUCUUGUGCGUUGCCUUACAUGCAUGUGAGCGCUAGCGAAGGACGCCACCGCCGCCCGCCCUGUACCAAACUUGCCGGCUCCAAUCCAGCAAGCACCUUCUCGGUCCGUUGUGUUGUUGUUGUUGUUUUUGGACGUUAUUCCUCGGCUGAGUUGAGAAGCAGAUGGACUUUUUAUUUCCAAACCCAAAGCAUGAUUUUUGUAGCCACAACGGAAGCAAGUACAACAUAAAUGCUGUUAUUUUCCCAGCUACAACAACCCCUAAAGACCCCCUCUGUUGUGUAAUAAAUCACACAAAAGUAA
This is a messenger RNA of Dunckerocampus dactyliophorus (ringed pipefish), 1359 nucleotides long. Its product is annotated as matrix-remodeling-associated protein 7-like. NCBI's taxonomy places the organism in Eukaryota, Metazoa, Chordata, Actinopteri, Syngnathiformes, Syngnathidae. The transcript has 4 exons. The coding region runs from base 330 to 1043 and encodes 237 amino acids. The record is from RefSeq and is a predicted model, not a curated record.